AUGAGGGCGAUCCUAAAGGAUGAAAAUAUGGUAGAUGUGGUUAAUGAGAAUUAUGAUGAAACUGUUAAAGAUAAACUGAAAGAAUCAGGCAAUGAAAUUGAUUUUGCUAGUACUGUACCCGAUGGAAUGCCAAUUGCCAAGUUAAGUGAAACUGCAAUACCUCUAAAUGAGGGUGAUGCGCAGGGUGAGGAUGAAAGAGGGCAGAUGUUGUUAAUGAGAAUGAGGAUGAAAGAGAUAAGGGAAAUGCUGAGAGUCCAAGGACCUCGUGUUUAUAGUACCAUCAGUCCUUUACUGAGUCAGCAAAAACAUUAUUAUUCUUUGGUUGCAGGAAAUGGAUAUCACUUACUCUGUAACUCUAGACUGUUGAAUGCUCUUAUUUCGAUCAAGUGGAAAAGCUUCGUUUCUUUGGGUCCCAGAACAGGAAAAGUAUCGCUUAGUUGGUUUUGGCCUUUUUCCUCUAUUGGGACUGUUGUCAUGAUUAUGGAAAUUAUGUUAUAUCUGUUCGAACUGGAUUCGCGAGCAAGAGAGCUAAAGAUUGGACUAGAAGAAUUAGGCUCAAAUAGGGAUGGAGGUGAGCAGGAGCAGCAACGGGUUGAAGGAGUGGGUAAUGGAAGGUGUGGAAGAAAAGAUUGCAGCAUGGUUGAUGAGAAUGAGGAUAAAACAGUCAAAGAUAAGCCGAAAGAACUAGUCAACGAAAUUGUUUCUGCUAGUACUGUAAGUGCUGGAAUUGCCGAGUUGGGUGAAACUGCAAUACCUUUGAAGGAGGAUGAUACUGCGCAGGAUGAGAAUGAAAAGAUGGCAGAUUAG
Messenger RNA from Fraxinus pennsylvanica, 807 nucleotides. NCBI's taxonomy places the organism in Eukaryota, Viridiplantae, Streptophyta, Magnoliopsida, Lamiales, Oleaceae. The record is from the annotation of a GenBank genome assembly.